Molecule: messenger RNA, 1296 nt
Organism: Dentiscutata heterogama
Lineage: Eukaryota; Fungi; Glomeromycota; Glomeromycetes; Diversisporales; Gigasporaceae
Source: the annotation of a GenBank genome assembly
AUGGAAAAAUAUACCGAAUACAAGUAUAUGAGUGGUUUCGACAAUCACUUUUCUUCUGAAGCAUUACCUGACGCUUUACCUAAAAAUCAAAAUACACCACAAAAAUGUCCCUACGGUCUUUAUGCUGAGCAACUUUCAGGUUCUGCCUUUACUGUAGAUAGGAAACAUAAUCAACGAAGCUGGCUUUACCGAAUUCGUCCUUCUGUUUCUCAUAAACCAUUCACAAAAGUCGCCGAAACAACUGGCCUUGUGAGCCAUUUCAGUGAUGCUAAUUCUGUUAGUUAUAUUCCGAAUCAAAUUCGUUGGAGUCCAUUCAAAUUAUUUUCGACAGAGAAAGCAGAUUCAUCGCAAAACAUAAAUUUCAUUGAUGGUUUGCAUACUCUAGCUGGUGCUGGCGAUCCAUCUGUCAAAAAUGGUUUAGCCAUCCACAUAUAUAAUGCAAAUCAAGAUAUGGUUAAUACUGCAUUUUACAACUCUGAUGGUGACUUUUUGAUAGUUCCGCAGCAUGGUCGACUUGAUAUUAUCACUGAAUUUGGUCGCAUAAUGGUUUCUCCUUGUGAAAUCGUUGUUAUUCCACGUGGUAUUAAAUUUGCUAUAAAACUUCCUGACGGUCCAAGUCGCGGUUAUGUUUUAGAAAUUUUUGUAGGUCAUUUCGAAUUACCUGAACUAGGCGCGAUAGAAAAAUCAAAUUGUGAUUAUACCAUUGUGAAUAAAUAUGUCGGCCAAUUAUUUUCUGCGAAACAAGAUCAUUCACCGUUUGAUGUUGUAGCUUGGCAUGGAAAUUAUGUCCCAUAUAAAUAUGAUCUUAACAACUUUAAUGUUGUAGGAUCCAUUUCUUAUGAUCAUUUGGAUCCGUCCAUAUUUACCGUGCUUACUUGUAAAUCCGCGUUUCCUGGGACCGCUAUUGCGGAUUUUGUGCUCUUUCCUCCUAGAUGGGCAGUCCAAGAACAUACUUUUCGUCCUCCUUAUUACCAUCGGAAUUGCAUGUCAGAAUUUAUGGGACUAAUUAAGGGUAAGUAUGAUGCUAAAGCGGAAGGAUUUCUUCCUGGUGGUGCAAGUCUCCACAGCUGUAUGACACCGCAUGGUCCAGAUACUACCACAUUUGAGAAAGCAUCUAAUGAAGAAUUAAAGCCGGUACGAGUAGCCGAUGGCUCAAUGGCUUUCAUGUUUGAAUCCAGUCUGAUGCUUGGUAUAACUAAAUGGGGUCUAUCAUGUUCAGAAAUUCAAGAAAAUUAUAAUGCAGUAUGGCAAGAUUUGAAAUGCCAUUUUGAUCCAAAUAAUCGCCCAGGAAAUUAA